Messenger RNA from Dendroctonus ponderosae (mountain pine beetle), 2442 nucleotides. It is a transcript of the gene AP-2mu, whose product is annotated as AP-2 complex subunit mu. Gene Ontology annotation, cellular component: AP-2 adaptor complex; cytoplasmic vesicle. The record is from RefSeq and is a predicted model, not a curated record. NCBI's taxonomy places the organism in Eukaryota, Metazoa, Arthropoda, Insecta, Coleoptera, Curculionidae. Gene Ontology annotation, molecular function: clathrin-cargo adaptor activity. Gene Ontology annotation, biological process: clathrin-dependent endocytosis; intracellular protein transport. The transcript is spliced from 7 exons. The coding region runs from base 161 to 1477 and encodes 438 amino acids.
UUGAACUGAUGACGUUCCAUAUCUGUGUUGACAAGUAAAGUGGGUGGAUGAAGAACAUUUAUAAUCAUUAAAAGGUUCCCUGUUUCGAUCUACUUUACAUAAAUGAGCCUUUAGAUUCAUAUAAAGUUUUUGGAAAGUAGGUGGUUGGGCCCCAGUCAACAUGAUUGGUGGUUUAUUUGUAUAUAACCAUAAGGGCGAAGUCCUGAUAUCAAGAGUAUAUCGGGAUGACAUAGGGAGGAAUGCUGUGGAUGCCUUUCGAGUAAAUGUUAUUCAUGCAAGGCAGCAAGUUAGGUCUCCAGUUACCAAUAUAGCUCGCACCUCAUUUUUUCAUAUAAAGCGAGCAAAUAUUUGGAUCGCUGCCGUGACCAAACAGAAUGUAAAUGCCGCCAUGGUAUUCGAAUUCCUGCUUAAAAUCAUUGAAGUUAUGCAGUCCUAUUUUGGCAAGAUAUCCGAAGAGAACAUUAAGAAUAACUUUGUUCUAAUUUACGAACUAUUAGACGAAAUACUUGAUUUUGGAUAUCCGCAAAACUCCGAUACGGGCGUUUUAAAAACGUUCAUUACUCAGCAAGGCAUCAAGUCUGCUACCAAAGAGGAGCAAGCUCAAAUCACAUCUCAAGUAACUGGGCAAAUUGGUUGGCGACGUGAAGGUAUCAAAUACCGUCGUAAUGAGUUAUUCUUGGACGUGUUGGAGUAUGUUAAUUUGCUAAUGUCUCCGCAAGGUCAAGUUCUUUCUGCUCAUGUGGCAGGAAAAGUAGUAAUGAAAUCAUAUCUGUCUGGUAUGCCAGAAUGCAAGUUCGGAAUCAAUGAUAAAAUUGUCAUGGAAGCUAAAGGCAAAGGAGGAAUUGGCACUACGACGGAUUCCGAUCCAGCCAGAUCCGGUAAACCCGUAGUGGUUAUUGACGAUUGCCAAUUCCAUCAAUGUGUUAAGCUGAGCAAGUUUGAAACCGAGCAUUCCAUUAGUUUUAUUCCUCCAGAUGGGGAGUUUGAACUUAUGAGAUAUCGCACUACCAAAGAUAUAUCUCUUCCAUUCAGAGUGAUACCGCUUGUUAGAGAAGUUGGUCGCACAAAAAUGGAAGUUAAAGUUGUUUUGAAAACUAACUUUAAACCUUCAUUGUUGGGGCAGAAAAUUGAAGUGAAAAUUCCUACUCCUUUGAACACUUCCGGCGUUCAGCUAAUUUGCCUGAAGGGCAAAGCCAAAUAUAAAGCAUCUGAAAAUGCUAUUGUCUGGAAAAUCAAACGUAUGGCAGGAAUGAAGGAAACUCAGCUCUCUGCGGAAAUUGAACUGUUAGAAACCGACACGAAGAAAAAAUGGACGCGUCCUCCUAUUUCAAUGAAUUUCGAGGUUCCGUUCGCCCCAUCGGGCUUUAAGGUGAGGUAUCUAAAAGUAUUUGAACCUAAAUUGAAUUAUUCCGACCAUGAUGUUAUUAAAUGGGUGAGGUACAUUGGUAGAAGUGGACUGUAUGAAACCAGAUGCUAACUCGAAUAGGCUUGAAAGGUAGACGUGUCGUAUCAAGUAGAAAUACUCUGUAUUGUUAGUCCAUAAUAAAUACCUUACUGGUAUGCAUAUACAGGCAAGGUACUUUAUCCUAGGCUCCCUUCUGAUCCCAAACCGAUGUGUUAUCUAAAAUUUGUUUUUAUUUUAUAUUUAAUUUGGAUCUAAAGCAGCGGCAACAGUUAAAAAAACCAAGAGUGAAAUUCCCGAUAUCUUACGAGCUUUGUCUUUGAAUAAUUUAAAUGUGUUGUUUCAAUAUGAAACACCAUAUAACGAGACCCAACCGGAUGUGAAAUGUUGGCACUUGAUGUUUGAAAUAUAUUACUUUUUUUCCUACAUGAUUCAAAAAUUGAAAUAAUUCAAUUCGCGUUGUUACGGUAGUUUUCGUGAUUUAUGAAGAUUCUUCGACAAGAUGUGGCAUAAAGUAAACGGUCCACCCUGUAUAUAAAGUAACAUAUGUUCAUUGUCCUUGCAGUCAUUUGUUCUAAAGUCUUACUUUAUGACGCUCAGUUAUACCCUUGGAUUUAUUUUUUGUAUUUAUUUGUAUUGUUGUGUGCGUUUGCGAAGUUUCAAGUAUUUCAAUUAAUGUAUACUGGUGUAACACACUAAAGCCAUUCAUUUGUUUUACGAAUAAGUCAUCUGUAUGCAUACCUUUAUGAUAAGUAAUUAUUGAAACUUUUGUUGUCACGUAUAUAUCGAAAAUUAUUAAAUAAUUUUGCGCAUUAUUGUCGCAAUACAAAGACCCCAACAAGCGGCAUUGUGUGACAAAAUCCGAUACAUUAUGCUAAUUGGAAAUCAGUAGAUAUAUUAAUUGUAUUUGCAUAUUUGUGGAAUUAUUUGUAAAAAAAUUGUUUCACCAACCAGCAGACGAAAGUGUUUCAGCUUUCCGCAAUUCUCGUUUAAUUGCAAAUUUCAAGUCUAGCAUAACUUAAUAUAUACAAUAAAAAUAU